AUGGAAAACCAUGAAGAAGGAACUUUGACAUCCUGCCCCACGACAUUUGGCAACAAAGGUAUUUUUGUGAUUAGCGCUCCAGGUCUCGAUCCGUUCCCAGUUUUAUGUGAUGCUCGAACAGCUGGAGUGGGUUAUGCUGUAAUCGCAAGUCGUUCAAAUGCAGACCUAAGUUUUUUUAGGAGUUGGGAAGAAUACAAAAGGGGAUUUGGAGAUAUUUCGGGUGAUUUCUUUUUAGGUCUGGACAAACUCCAUGCCAUAACGAAAUCACAGACACAUGAAUUGUAUAUUCAUUUGGAAGAUUUUGAAGGUACUACUCGAUUUGCUCGCUACGACGAAUUUUACAUUGAAAGUGAACAGGAAUCCUAUAAACUGAGCAAAUUGGGGAAUUUUUCUGGAGAUGCUGGAGAUUCGUUAGACUAUCAUCGGAAUCAGACGUUCUCGACCUACGAUCGAGGCUACAAGGGAUGUGCUAUUGCUCGACUAGGAGCGUGGUGGUAUAACGAUUGCACCGACAGCAAUUUGUUUGGAAUGUAUUUCAAGGCGCAUACUACGGAUUUAGCGAAUGGAAUGGUAUGGUAUGGUUGGCGUGGUCCCCGAUAUUCAUAUAAGACCAUGAAAAUGCUUGUGAGACCCAAAUGUGCCUGUUCAAGAUCUAGCGAAUUAUAGUUUCUACGAAUUUUAUUCA
This is a messenger RNA of Drosophila willistoni, 685 nucleotides long. Its product is annotated as ficolin-2. The coding region runs from base 1 to 666 and encodes 221 amino acids. NCBI's taxonomy places the organism in Eukaryota, Metazoa, Arthropoda, Insecta, Diptera, Drosophilidae. The record is from RefSeq and is a predicted model, not a curated record. The transcript has 2 exons.